Molecule: messenger RNA, 4201 nt
Organism: Eriocheir sinensis (Chinese mitten crab)
Lineage: Eukaryota; Metazoa; Arthropoda; Malacostraca; Decapoda; Varunidae
Product: protein rolling stone-like
Exons: 8
Coding region: 16-1386 (456 amino acids)
Cellular component (GO): membrane
Source: RefSeq, a predicted model, not a curated record
CGGGAUGACGGAGUGAUGCGCAGACAGUCGGAGGAGGGGCCGCUGAAGCUACAUGUGCUCGGGUGUGGGCGUGGGUGUCAGAGGCAGGAAGAUAGAGGAGAAGUAGUCAGAGGUGAUUUGGUAGUUACAAAGGGCAGGUCCCGCGUCCCUGUUCCCAGCGGCCUGACACACGCUCUUGGCGGGGCGGGGCGCGAGGCGGAGACGAGCGGCGGGCGGUGGGCGGCGGCGCGGGAGAGAGAGAGAGAGAGAGAGAGUGAGAGUGAGAGUGAGAGUGUUUUGGUAACCUGUCAACGCCUUCCCUUCACACACCGUCAAAUCUACUCGCUUGAGCGUGUCUCCAUCGGCAGGCUGAGGCGUGCCGGGGGGGCCAUGGGCUGCUGGGCGACCUUCCGGCGGGAGCUGCGGCUCUCAAACUUCCGCGUCACCCACCCGGAGCCUCACGUCUUCCUGGUCUCGGAGUGGCAGGAGCAGCCGGUGUCCUGCGUGCGGCCGUGGUAUGUGGUGUACCGCUGGGCGUGGGCGCUGUAUCACCUGUGCUGGUGGUCGGCGAGCCUGGCCAACGAGGGGGGCCUGGACGCCUCGCUUAAGAGGAAGGCCUACCACUUUAUCUACCUCACCAACUGGGCCUACCUCAGCAUAGUGGUGAUGACAGCCGUGCACGCAGGCCUGGUCACCGACGCCUGGCUGCGGUACCGACGCACCGGCCAGCUGCCCAAGACCACCACGCUUCGCUUCAAGGUGUUGUGGGUGAUGCAGAAUGUGGUGUUCCUGCCAGCCCUGCUCAUCACCGCCGCCUACUGGAGCGCCGUGUACAAUCCAGCUGACCCCAUCACUGCCAUCAACGCCGACGUGCACAUCAUCAACUCAGUGUACGUUCUCCUCGACCUCUGCAUCUCCGCCACGCCCGUCCGCAUCCUGCACUUCUACAUCCCCUUCCUCUUCAUGACCGUCUACCUCGUGUUCACGCUAAUCUACUGGGCGGCGGGAGGCACCACGCCCGACGGAUUCACCGCCAUCUACCCCAUCAUGGACUGGGACAACCUCUCUGUCACUCUGCCCUUCGUCGUCUGCUGCGUCAUCUUCAGCCCCUUCAUGCAGGGCUUGGUGUGGGGCGUGUACCGGGCGCGCGUGGCGGUGCGGGAGCGGUGCUGCGGCGGGCGGUCGUCCUUGGCGCCGCUGCCCCACCCCGCCACCAUGGACGUGAUCCUGGGCCGCGACGCCUCCAUGGAGAGUGUCUACGCCCGCACGCCGGACCCCGUCACCGGCCAGACCGUCUCGCUGUCUCCCGUCACCCCUCAGAACGUGUACCAGAACCCCGUCUCGCCCCAGACUCAGUACCAGCCGCACAACAACACCCAGCAGGCACCCGUCACCCAGUCUGUCUAGCUGGCGCCCGUCACUGCUCUGUCUAGCUGACCUCCAGUACCACUCAGGCUGCCCGGCGUCAUUAUUUGAACUCUGCUGCCUCCUGUCACUGCCGAGCUAAUGCCUGUCACGUAAACUGUCCAGCUGGAUCCUGUCAUAGCAGAACUGAUACCCGUCACGUCCCCAGCUGACAUGUUCCUGACUGUCCAGCUGGCACCCGUUAGGUCAUAGGCUGUCGGGGUGGCGCUCGCACGUUCUUGAGUGUUGAGGCUCCCGGCAGUCCUGGGCAGCAGUCUUGGGUGGAGGCAGCGUGGUGUUGGCGGGCGUGACGCGUGACCAAUCUGUGUCGUAAUGAUGUAUACGAGUGUUGUGUUGAUGGAUUCGUCUUCCUCCUCAUUCGUCCCUCUUCUCUCCAUUCCUCUUCCCCGCCAGUCCUUUGCUCUCCCGUUCUCUUCUAUCUCCUACACCGCCUUCCUUUCCUAUACCAUCCUUUACCUCAUCUACUCCGUUCACUUUCAUUCAUCUUUCUGUCACGUUAUUCCUGUUUUCUCCUUUAUCCUCCACAUUUUCCUCUUCUACCUAUUCCUUUUUUCUACUUUCAUCCCAUUUUCUCCAUUCCCGUUCUCUUCUAUCUCCUACACCGCCUUCCUUUCCUAUACCGUCCUUCACCUCAUGUACUCUCAUUGCUUUCGUUCAUCUUUCUGUCGCGUUUACUCUUAUAUCCUCCAUAUUUUCCUCCUCUACCUACUUCGUUUUUCUACUUUCAUCCCAUUUUUUCCAUUUUCCUUUCUAUGUCCCUUUCCAUUAUUCCCUGUCCUACCAGCAUCUCUUUCCUUUCAUUCUCCAUAUCUCUAUUUCUUUUACUUCCUAUCUCCCGUUCUCUUGUGUCCUCCUCCUCCUCCUCACCCUAAACUGUCACCUAAGAAGCCAGGAUCAGUCAAGCCCUCUUAUUUAUUAUCAUUUGUGUCAGAAAGAAGUGUGUAGACGCGACUGUUUGCCUCGAGGUUCAGACCAGCCGAACCAGCGCCUCACGAAGCUCCGAGUCUCAGUGAAGCCUCGUUCGAGAAUCUGGUGAGAGCUGGCAACCCUCACCUCGCCUCCCAUCGCCAUUAUUGCCACGUACUACCAUCUGUGCGUGUGUUUGUGUGUGUAUGUGUUUGUGUGAAGGGUCUGGUGGUGUGAUGAUAGCAGUGGUGGUGGUGAUGGUGAGUUGUUGUUGGUGGUGGUAAUCAGUGUCAUUGUGAAAUGAUGGGGUGCUGGGAUGGUGGUGGUGAAGGUGGUGUUGGUAAAUGGAGGAUGAUGUGGUGGUGCUGAUGGUAUGGUGAUGGUGGUGAGGUGAUGAGGACAGAGGUGUUGAAAGUGAGAGGUAAUGAGGACAGGUGUUGUGAAGGUGAGGUGAUGAGGAUGUGAAAGGUGUGAAUUGAUGGACAAAGGUGAUGGAAAAGGUCUAUUGUUAUUAUUAUUAUUAUUAUUAUUUAUAUUUAGGAGACAAGAUGUUCAAGUUACCCUCACUGACUGACCGAAUCUUUGCCGUCUGUCAUCAGUAAGGGAGUUUUUUUUAUAGAUUCGUUUUUAUCAGUUAUUUUCACCUUUAAUUCACCUGAGAGAGCCAGGACAACACGGUGGUCAUUGUAUGGUUCCAUUUACUUACUAGUCAAUAACCUUACCUCCAAAGACGUUAUUGCUAAGUUGAUUCGUGGUUAUUUAUUUAUACGCGGAUGAUUUUAGUUACGGUAUUUUACUAUAUUUUAUUGAUUGACGUGUCUACGGUGACUUCCUAGCAGGUUGUCAAAGAAGGAAGAGCUUCGUCUGCACUUCAGUAAAACAAAGGAAACCAGGGAGGCUUUCGUAUGUCAGCCCCUCGUAGGAAAGGAACACAUCCCCACGAGUGCGAGGUCCUGUAACUUGCAGCUUCCUUAUUGGUGGCGGUGCACACGACGUCUGAAGGAAACAAAAUAUGGAUUGAAGUAGGUUUUUUCUCUCUCAUAACUCCCGCUUACCCCUCAAAAGCCUGGCCUCACCCCGGCACUGACUCCAGAUGCAUCGAUAUCAAUUGUGGAUGUUGCGUGUUACUGGAUCUCACGGGCAUAUUGUCUUGUUGGGGUGACUGUACCUUCGUGAAAAAAAGAAACGCCUUCCAGGUCAUCUUUAAGUUCAUUACCUCAUUCAUACACUGAUGAUCUCCAUUAAAGUAUUUUACUGUGAGAGACUUGGGCGUUGUGUUUCUACGGCGGUUCAUCAAGGGAAGGCUUUGUCUGUAUACUCUGGUAAAGCAGCUCCGUCAGUUGCUGGGCCUCCGUCGAGGUGCGCGCCGCCGCUGUGUUGUCCUGUCAGAGAUUCUUGUCGCUGGAGAAGGUCCAUGAGUCACAAGUUUUCCAGACAGCUCGCAUCAGUGGUCUGCCUGAUGUUAUCUCACACAAAAGAUCUUGUAAAAGGAAAAUAGAAAACCAUUGUUACAGAAAGAUGUACGAAUGUGUUAACAUAGAAUUUCAGUAAUCUUUGUCGCUCCCCGCCAAAACAGUGAUGGGAAGCAUAAUUCUGACAGCCUACAGCUUCCCGGAGACUGCUUGUGUUGUGAGUCACGCGGACCCGAGAACCGAGCUGCCCGGAAGACUCUUUAAACGUCGGACUAAAGAGAGACAGACGACACGCCUCCCUGCAGUGUUUCAAGGCUCGAGGGAGAUGAUGAAGGCGGCGGCGGCGGCGGCGGGGUGUGCAGGGUGUGAGUGUGGAGGCGCCGUGUGUUGAACGCUACUUACUCCUUGGUUGGCACGAGGGUCCUGUUUGUACUGUGUUUUGUAUAUUGGUAAAAAAAUACACUGUAGUUAAGACGAUU